Molecule: messenger RNA, 351 nt
Organism: Notothenia coriiceps (black rockcod)
Lineage: Eukaryota; Metazoa; Chordata; Actinopteri; Perciformes; Nototheniidae
Product: CAD protein-like
Exons: 2
Biological process (GO): 'de novo' pyrimidine nucleobase biosynthetic process; L-citrulline biosynthetic process; UTP biosynthetic process
Cellular component (GO): cytosol; cytoplasm
Molecular function (GO): carbamoyl-phosphate synthase (glutamine-hydrolyzing) activity; dihydroorotase activity; aspartate carbamoyltransferase activity
Source: RefSeq, a predicted model, not a curated record
UACAAGAGUGAGCUGCUGCCCACGGUGCAGGCUCUGGAGUCGAUGGGCUACGACCUGUACGCCAGCCUGGGGACCGCUGACUUCUACACAGAGCAUGGAGUCAAGGUGAAAGCGGUGGACUGGCCGUUUGAGGAGGAGGAGAGCGACUGCCCCAACAAAGAGAAGCAGCGCAGCAUCAUGAACUACCUGGAGGAGAACCACUUCGACCUGGUGAUCAACCUGUCGGGGAGGAUCAGUGGAGGCCGCCGGCUCUCCUCCUUCGUCACCAAGGGUUACCGGACCAGGCGCAUGGCCAUCGACUACUCUGUGCCGCUCAUCAUCGACAUCAAGUGCACCAAGCUCUUUGUGCAG